Sphaerodactylus townsendi is the source of this 1520-nucleotide messenger RNA. RefSeq names its product probable cation-transporting ATPase 13A4. Lineage: Eukaryota; Metazoa; Chordata; Lepidosauria; Squamata; Sphaerodactylidae. The transcript is spliced from 9 exons. Gene Ontology annotation, biological process: intracellular calcium ion homeostasis; polyamine transmembrane transport. The record is from RefSeq and is a predicted model, not a curated record. Gene Ontology annotation, molecular function: polyamine transmembrane transporter activity; P-type transmembrane transporter activity. Bases 8 to 1108 code for a protein of 366 amino acids. Gene Ontology annotation, cellular component: late endosome membrane.
CGUGGGCAUGUGCGGAGACGGGGCCAACGACUGUGGGGCGCUGAAAGUCGCCCACGCUGGGAUCUCCCUGUCUGAGCAGGAGGCCUCCGUGGCCUCUCCCUUCACCUCCCGGAUCCCCAACGUGGAGUGUGUGCCGGAACUGAUCAGGCAAGGCCGGGCAGCGCUGGUGACCUCCUUCUGCAUGUUCAAGUACAUGGCCCUCUACAGCAUCAUCCAGUACCUGGGGAUUCUGCUGCUCUACUGGCAACUCAGCACCUUUGGGAACUACCAGUUUUUGUUCCAGGACCUGGCAAUCACCACCCUCAUUGGCAUGACCAUGAGUUUGAAAUACCAUCCCAAACUGGUCCCCUUCCGUCCUGCGGCCCGGCUCACCUCCCCGCCUUUGCUGCUCUCCGUGGUGCUGAACAUCCUCUUCAGCCUGGCCCUGCAGAUCUGUGGCUUUGUGCUGGUGCAGCAGCAGCCGUGGUACUCCGUGGACAACAUGCUCAGCGCCUGCGCUCCCGGGAACGCAAGCCACGUGCUGGGACACCCGGACUCUGCCGGCCAGCCGCAGGGGAUGAACGAGACCAGAAGUGGGCCGGGUGGGGAGGAAGACAGCAGCUACCAGAGCUACGAGAACACCAGCGUGUGGCUCUUGAGCACCAUCAACUGCCUCCUGGUGGCCGUGGUCUUCUCCAAGGGGACGCCCUUCAGACAGCCUGUGUAUAAAAACUAUGUGUUCGUCCUGGUGUUGGUCAUUCAGCUGGCCGUCUGCCUCUUCCUCCUCUUUGCGAGCUUGGAUGAUCUCUAUGCCCGGAUGGAGCUGGUGUGCACCCCCCUGGCUUGGAGGAUCGCGCUGCUGGUCAUGCUGAUGAUCACCUUCGCCGUCUCCUCCACUGUGGAGGAGGUGGUCAUCGAGAACCGGGCCCUGUGGAGCUACCUGAAGAGAAGCCUCGGCUACCAGUCCAGGAGCUCGUACCAGAGGCUGAGGAGGGCCGUGGAGAGGGACCCGGCGUGGCCCCCCCUGGGCAAGAUGGACUUCGCUGAGUCUGUGGCCCUCCCCCUGGGCGGCUACGCCAACCCCGCCUUUGAGGGUCACGAGGAGGCACGCUCCGGACUUCAACCCUGAGGCCAGCUCGCCACGGCCCGGCCUGACUUUCUCUUCUUCCCGCCAGCAGAAGGAAGGGGACGUGCGAGCGGCAACACCCUGCCACAGGCAGCCCAGUGGUCGGACGGGGGGGCUAGGCCAGGGGAUGUCGGGGUUGAGCUCCCCACUGGCCCCGAAGCCAGCCACUCUUUCACAGCUGAACCUACCCUACAGGGCUGUUGUGAGGGUAAAACAGAGCAGGGGAGAGUUGUGUAUGCUGUGCUAAGCUUCUUGAGGGAUGGGUGGGGUAGGAAUGCAAGAAACCUCAACCCCCACCCAUCGUCUCAAGCCCUGCUGGUGCAGCCGUGGACUGCAGGGGGCAGCAUCCCUUCAUGUUCUGAUCCAGGACUAGCUCUGUUGUUGCUUCUGCUGCUUUCUGACCACUUACCUAUAG